CCGCAGCGAGACACAAGGCCCCGCAGGACCACUGAAUGAUAUUAAUGUGCAGGUUAAACCCUGUUUAUGAGCAGGAUUAGAGAGUGCGGGUGAUGUGAUGGUUUGUUUGUGAGGAUCCUUGUACUCAUGGAUUACAGUGAUGGAACUCCGGGACAGUUUAGGGACUUCAGGAAGGAUGACUUUGAGCCUGAUUGGAUUAAGCUGUCAGAAGGCAYAUUUGGUCAGGUGUACCAGGUCAAAAUUAAGCUCCGGCGGGACAAAUGUGCCCUCAAAACUUUUACCACAACUUUGUCCCCCAAAACUUACAGGAAAAUAGCAGAUAAACUGUCCAACACAGCCAAACUAAAAUCCAAAUACGUUACGUCCAUUUACGGACUGUGCAGUGAAGCAAAUGCAGUUGUGAUGGAGUACAUGAGCAAGGGAUCAUUGCAUAAUCUCCUCACCUGUCACACUUUAAUGUGGCCGAAGAAGUUUCAGAUGAUUCAUGAAGUCUCCAUGGGCAUGGAUUUCCUUCACAGCAUGAAACCUCCACUGCUCCAUCUUAACCUUAAAACAUCCAAUAUCCUACUAGAUGAUCGUCUUCAUGCUAAGAUUUCAGAUUUCAGCAUCAUUCAGUGGGAAGAAGGUAUGAAUAAGGAGGUGUUCAUGGAGAGUCUGAUGGCCAGAGGUAACAUUAGCUACGUUCCUCCYGAGACCUUCACUCAGGACCCCGAUCCACCAGGAACUGCAUUUGAUGUUUACAGCUUUGGGAUUGUGAUGUGGGAGAUACUGACGCAGCAGAAACCUUACGCAGGCUGCAGUGUGACAACAGUGAUCUUGCAGACGUCAAAAGGCAAGAGACCCAACCUGGAAACAAUUCCUGAUUGCAGGCCCCAGGAGUGUGAUCAGCUGAUCUGCAUCAUGAAACAAUGCUGGGACAAAGAUCCCUGGAAGAGGCCAACGUUUUCAGACACUGUGAAGAAAAUAGAAGCUUUGAAUGACAGCUCAAAAAUCCAAGGACCAAUUCACUAUCAGAAAAAUGGCYACAUGGAACAGAAAUCUAAUUAUAUGUGUCAGUUCUCCACCAACCAUGAAAUCACAUUGCCUGAGAUGUCAGAUCUUCUGUCAGAUGACCAACAUGGCAACGACAGCAUUCUGUUUCUGCUUUCCAAAAAGGACUUCAGUAGUUUCAGGCAGUCUGUGAAACAAGAGCACGUAGACACACAGUUUGCUGGCCAAAUGAGUCUCCUUCACUACACGGUAGCCAGCGGAGAUUUGGAAAGUGUCAAGCACGUCCUGAAUCUGGGUGCAGAGGUCAACUGUACAACGGCCAGAGGUUACACUCCCCUUAUUGUUGCUGUUCUGCAAAGGCUUUAUGAUAUCAUCGUUUUGCUGUUGGAGCACGGAGCAGAUGCAAUGCAGGGGGACGAAGACCAGUGGACACCGCUACAUUUUGCUGCCCAGAAUGGAGAUGACAGGUCUGUCCGUCUCCUGUUGGACAAAGGAGCUUUGGCAGAUGCUCAGGAAAAAGCAGGAUGGUUGCCGCUCCACCUGGCCUGCCAGAAUGGCCAUGAGACAGUGGUGCGCCUGCUGCUUUCACGGCUGCUGAAGGAGGCUUCUGUAGAUCAAAAGGAGAAACUGGGGAGGACGCCGCUCCACCUUGCUUCCUUCUAUGGAAAUCUUAACAUCGUCAAGCUUCUCCUUGCUCACAAAGCGAAUCCAAAUGCUACCGACAGCUCUCUUUUCACCGCUCUUCAUUUAUCCUCUGAGCAAGGCCACAACCGCAUUGUCAGACAGUUGUUGAAAAGUGGGGUGAACGUUGACAGUGCAGACAGCAGAGGACGCACGCCGCUUCACCUGGCUGCUCUGAACGGUCAUGCAGGUAUAUGCAGACAGCUGCUAACCAAGGGCGCCAACCCAGAAUCAAAGACCCUACAGGAGUGGACUCCUAUGCACCUGGCAGCUCAGAGGGGACACGAAGCUGUCGUGGCACAGUUGGAGAGUCUCGGCGCUCUUGUGAACGCAAAAGGUCAAAGUGGAUGGACUCCGCUACACCUCYCCUGCAACCAGAGUCAGCCAGAGGUGGUGGCAAAACUCCUGUCAGCCAACGCUGACCCAAACAUCAAAGAGGACAGUGAGGGGUGGACACCCCUUCAUAUAGCCUGUAAAAAUCUCUGUUUCCAAAGUGUUCUUCAUCUGGUUUUAUACAAGGCAGAUGUCAAUGCAGUAAACUCUGAAAAGGCCACACCUUUACACCUGGCAGCUCAACAUGGCUGUGUGCCCACCGUCAAGGCUCUGCUGCUGAACGGAGUAGACCGGACACAGCAAGACUCCUCUGGAUUUACAGCUAUAGAUGUAGCGCGACUGUGUGAAAAAUGGGAAAUAGUUGAGCUACUGGAAAAGGACUGAUAACACAACUGAAUGGAGUGAGMUUUUGUAGAAAAGUUAUAAACAUUUUACAUAGGUUCAUACAAAUAAUAGUAUAUAUUUUAAACUUUUACAGUGAUGUCUGUUUAAGGUUAUUCAUAUGUCAAUGUCAAUGUAUUUAUAUAGCACAUAAAACAACAAAGUUUGCCAAAUUCUCUACAAUUCGGCCUGAUGAACAUAAAACAACAGCAACGACAAAGAAACACAGACAUAUUCAAAAUUAAGUUCAGUUAAAAUAAAAUACAAAAAUACAACAUAAAACCAUCAGCUUUAAAGGAAUCUCAAACUCUGCCAGAAUCAAAAGCCAAGGAGUAAAGAUGGGUCUUAAGCAUAGAUCUAAAAGUUUUUACUGUCUCAGUUGUCCGAAUAUUAAAACAUAAACCAUUCCACGGGUUUGGGGCAGGAACAGCAAAAGCCUGAUCACCUCUGAAUUUUAGCUUGGCUUUAGAAACAUCUAAGAAAAACUGGUUGGACGACCAAAGUCCUCAGCGUGAAUAAGAGAUUACAAAAGGUAUGAUGGGGRCAGACCAUUUAAAACUUUAAGAAUAACCAGUAAAAUCAUAAAACUCAUCAAAAAGUGAACAGGAAGUCACUGGAGAGAAGCCAAAACCGGAGACACAAGUUCAUGUUUUUUAGUGUUAAAAGACUAGCUGCUGCAUUUUGGACAACUUGUAAGUGAUGAAGUGAAGAUUUACAUAUAGAUUUUAUGGACGGUUGCUCCUCCAGUGGUGCUUAGGAGUACUUAUAUUGCAAGAGUACCAUAAUAUUUACCAACAAAAAAAAAUACUUUUUCCACAUUUUUAAAGUCAGGCUUUUGAUAUUAUUUUAAAAAAUAUUAUGUAAGUGUUAACAACUCUUACAUUUUAUAGCACUUCAAUAAUUACACUCAAAAACUUAAAUUUAAAGUGACAAUAAAAUCAGUUUGCUUCAAUUUGUCUGCUGAAAACAACUAUGACUUUUUUUAGGUUAAUAUGCUAAAGCCGUGCCAUUUAAGCCUUUUCUUUUAGUAAAAAUGAAAAUAAAUCAUUUAAAAUCUGCUGUUAAAUCUCACAAUAACAUCUCAGUGACACAGGAGGCUGAGCUAACAUAUUGAGGUCAGAAUCAGGUGAAGUAGAUUAUGACAAAACAGUGAUUGUUUUCUUUGAAUUACCUUGCUUGUGUACAUCCCGUGUGUGCUCCUCAUAAAGGAAGGUUGAAAAUAAUAUAAAAAAUGAAUUUUUGUAAUAACUGAGUUUGUUUCAUUUGAUAUAAAAGUCUUUUUUUAAUUUAAUGAUAUAGUUAAACCAAAUUUGACAGCUAUAAAGUAUUUCUUUAUGAAAUUUUCCAUCAUACCAUUGAUUGUCUGUUCAAUGACAAGGCAAGAUAAUCAUCAGUCAUUCCCCACAGAAUGAUGGAAGCACUACAUGACUUUUACCACUCUCAUUUACCACACUGACAUCCUAUUAUAUUGAAAUGAAAUGCAUGGAUUUGGGAGCAGUAUUGACCUGCGUGUUCACCGGCUUUUCCCUGGAAACCAGAAGAGACUGACUCUGAUGGAGAACUGAGGYCUGAACCCAAUCAAAUUACUGUAAAUGAAAAGUGCAGAGGUAAACUGGGCUCAGUCUGUGCUUUGAAUGUUCUUGGUCGCUAAGUGAAAGGUCUACUGUGUUGUGUAAAGUGACAUUUUAUUUAAAAAAUCAUUUAUUUUUACAUGUCUGGACAGCUCAACAACAUGAAAUCAUUAAACCUCUUUCAAAGUUUUACUAAUAAAGUCAAAAAAGACUGCU
Molecule: messenger RNA, 4172 nt
Organism: Austrofundulus limnaeus
Lineage: Eukaryota; Metazoa; Chordata; Actinopteri; Cyprinodontiformes; Rivulidae
Gene: ankk1
Product: ankyrin repeat and kinase domain containing 1
Exons: 9
Coding region: 127-2388 (753 amino acids)
Biological process (GO): regulation of cell cycle process; protein phosphorylation
Cellular component (GO): cytoplasm
Molecular function (GO): protein kinase activity; ATP binding; protein binding
Source: RefSeq, a predicted model, not a curated record